GGGAACCAGUGCAGUAUAUAAAUCAAGAUGGCAGCCUCCAUGAAGUAUAUCCCACGUGAACAAGACGGACUUAUUCUAGCUAACUUCACCCACGGAAGGUUGAAUGUACCCGAGGAAGGUGGCUCUUCUGAGACUCCCAAUUUCAAAUGCUAUAAACACACAGACCAAGGAGACAAGAGAAGGAAACACCAGCGAAUAGUCGUUGCUGAGUCAAACUCCAUGAAUUAUGUUGGGCAAAAUUAUGGUAUACAUGCUCCAAAACACAGCUCAAAUUGCAAAUAUUUAGUUGGGGUUCUGGACAAGAAGCGUGGUAAGAUGAAAGUAUUUGAUGCGCAGUCGUUUCAUCUGCGGCCGUGGUUUGGAGAAAGCAAAGGAGACGAGGAAAGUGUUAAUGCAACAAACAAUGAAAAACUGUCGACGCUUCAAAAGAAUGACAGGUUAACGGAAGCUUUUGGGAGCUCACGCAAGCAGCGUGCGUUGGAGUCUCGGCUCCGCAGCGCCGUUACCUCCCAGGCCCUGGAGACACUGGCCAACAAGGCAGUCAAGCAUGCCCAGUCACAACCCGCGAGUGCAGUGAAACCUGAGGACGAGGCAGACAGUGGUAGCAUCCUUCCCCCACGCAAUAAAAAAGCACAGAUUCUGAACGAUGUCUACGACCUUAAUGACAUCAUUUCACCCGUGUGUAUGGAGAUGCUGAGAGAGGUCGCUGAUACCAGUGUUUUCCUGGAAGCUACAAAAGAACAGAUAACGGAGUGGAGAACAGAGGAAAAGUACUGUGACUACAUUUUGGGCCAUCUGGAGAAACUGCCAACAAAGGCAGAGGAUAAACAACAAAGAGUGUGCAUCUUAGUAUACAUGCACUACCUACGCAAGAUGUAUGCCAUUAAUCAGAAGGAUUUGAAGGCUAAAAAAGUGGUAGUUGCAGAGGACCUACCAGAUGCUUUCAACCAACACUUCUUAGAUAACUUCACUCAAAUGUCGGCUUCGGUCGAUGGGGUCAGAAAGCAGAGAUCUUUUCCCCAGAAACUCAAGGAGAAAGUGCUUGUUCGCAUGCUUACCCUGGCACUCCUUAUAGACGACUUCAAGACGGACUUGGGCCACCUUCAGAAAGGGCUCACCGCCCAAAUGUACUUGUUCAGGAAUCACGCGAGAGCUCUUGGCUGUAAGGUCAAAGUCACCAGCGCUAAGGUCCCCAAGGUGUCUAGGAAACUAGGCGUCCAUCCACUACUGGCGGCUCCAGAGGAACCCAAACCUCCAGCUGAAGAUCAGAUCACGGCUGAGCUGAUCCUACCCAGCAAAUUCACAAAGCAAAAGCAAAAGUUUAAGCGAUGAAGGGGAAGGUAAUGUUUUUUGGGUUUUUUUUGCUUCUUUUAACACCAAAUGUUAUUGCCUUGUUGUAGCUUAUUUGAGUAAACCAGGUGAAAAGGAUAAGGUGAACAUUUCAUGGAUCUGCUUAGCAGGGAUGUAGUCGAGUUCAUCACAAGUCCAU
Messenger RNA from Patiria miniata (bat star), 1489 nucleotides. Its product is annotated as DNA-directed RNA polymerase I subunit RPA49-like. Gene Ontology annotation, molecular function: DNA binding. The transcript has 11 exons. Lineage: Eukaryota; Metazoa; Echinodermata; Asteroidea; Valvatida; Asterinidae. Bases 28 to 1332 code for a protein of 434 amino acids. The record is from RefSeq and is a predicted model, not a curated record. Gene Ontology annotation, biological process: nucleolar large rRNA transcription by RNA polymerase I; transcription elongation by RNA polymerase I; RNA polymerase I preinitiation complex assembly. Gene Ontology annotation, cellular component: RNA polymerase I complex.